UAAUGGGAGUAUUUUUCAUAUUUUCAGACAUACAAGCCUGAUUACACAGCACCUCCUCGUCCUCCUGACGAAACAACUAUUGAUAUAACUGGGGCGUGGACCAUCACGGGUUCACCGAUGGACUUGCGUGAUCCUCGUAUUCUUGCAAUGACAACAGCUCAACACCACUUUCUUGAAGCAGAGUAUGAUGAGUAUGCCGCUACUAAUAGUAGUGGCGCUGCAUUCUGCCGCUCUGCUGCUCUAAUUUUAAUGGCACUUCUUCUUCUGAGGCAUGCAUUAAGCAUCACUACUGAUGGAGAUGAUGAUCCUUCCACUUAUUUUUCCCUAUUUUUGCUUCGGGCUGCCGGAUUUUUAUUGCCAUGUUAUAUCAUGGCAUGGGCUAUAAGCAUCCUACAUCAGAGAAGGCAAAGAAGG
Messenger RNA from Phalaenopsis equestris, 414 nucleotides. RefSeq lists its product as uncharacterized. The record is from RefSeq and is a predicted model, not a curated record. The transcript has 4 exons. Gene Ontology annotation, biological process: protein ubiquitination. Gene Ontology annotation, molecular function: ubiquitin-protein transferase activity. Lineage: Eukaryota; Viridiplantae; Streptophyta; Magnoliopsida; Asparagales; Orchidaceae. The annotation marks the transcript as partial. Gene Ontology annotation, cellular component: membrane.